AGGUGUUCCCCUCAAAAACACCGUGUUCUCUGGAAGAGGGGCUGAGCCUACAUGUAGAUACAGUAUAUAAAGACAGUUGACGGCAGCCUCCGCGCUCAACACAAGCCUGAGCAGGUCUGCGCAGCGGCAGACCGCAGAUUCUGCCCACUUUGUUGCGCGUAAUCACGCGCCGCACGAUGGACGCGGGCAGCCUCUCCGCGGGCGCGCGGAGCGCACCAGUCCCCGCUCCGCACCAGCUGAGCUGCGCCACCAUCGACGCUUCCCACUUUCACAGCAACAUGGACGGACAGUGCGCCGGCUCCUCCAAAGUCUUGCUGGCUUACAAAAACGCAUCGCAGCACUUGAGUUCGUCGGGGAUCAAGGCGGGCUUGGGGAUCCUCAAAGCGGCCACGUCUCAGUGGAAGCAGGGAAAGAAGACGCUCUCAGCCGCGAGGCAGCUGUCCACUGCCAACAGCAGCCACCCGCCGAAGAGAUCCCCACUGGAUCAGCUGGCAGCUCUGGUUCUCCACGGUCAAAGCCGGCACCGCGAUAUCGGCCAAGAGCACCGACAAGAUGCUCUCUACUCCAAGCCCCAGAACUGUAAGCGCAUCGUGGUCCUCGGCGCGCCACGGGUCGGCAAGACCUCCAUCUUAAGACGGUACCUUCGGGACGGAUUUGUGGAGGAGUACAGUCCAACCUCGGAGGAUUUUCUCAGGAAACUGUUUCGUAUCCGCGGGGACACCUACCAGAUUGACGUCCUGGAUGCGUCCAGGGAAAGGGACUUCCCAGCCAAGCGGCGGCUGUCCAUCCUCACUGGGGAUAUAUUUCUUCUGGUAUUCAGUCUAGAUGACCGGAGCUCUUUCGAAGAGGUGUGCGUCCUGCGAAGGGAGAUUCUGGCUGCUAAAUCCAAACUCACAAAGUCCUCUGUGCCAGAGCUGAGCGCACAGCCACGGGUUCCCCUGCUGGUCUGCGCCAACAAGGUGGAUCUCCCGGACUCCGAGAGACAGAUCUCAAAGGCAGAGGUGCUCCGGGCCCUCGGCGAGGACUGCGCCUACUUUGAAACGUCUGCAAAGGACAGAACUAAUCUAGAGACGGUCUUCGAGGCUUUGGCAAAGCGAGGCGGACUUCCGACUGAGACCGGCCCGUCUCAGCACCGAAAAGUCUCCCUUCGGUCGUACCAGGCGAUGCGGACCGGCCGUGUGGCGGGGAGGGGCAGCGGGGAGCCGAGGCGCGACGAUCCCUGCGGCGCCUUGUACCCGCUCGCUCGUCGGCCGAGUUUCAGCACUGAUCUCCGACAUGUGAUCGGGCCGCACACGGCACGAAAACCCGGCAAAGCCCUGGAGAAAUGUCAGAUUCAAUGAGAGACAAAUGAGAGACACGCGUCAGACCUACGACGCAAUGAUGUUCCCUUAAACAUAAAGGCGUUAUGGUUGUGUCAUGACAUGCACUUGAGAUGAUGGUUUCCAAAUAAAACUUGUAUGAUGCUUGCUUAUUAA
This is a messenger RNA of Scophthalmus maximus (turbot), 1475 nucleotides long. It is a transcript of the gene rasd2b, whose product is annotated as GTP-binding protein Rhes. NCBI's taxonomy places the organism in Eukaryota, Metazoa, Chordata, Actinopteri, Pleuronectiformes, Scophthalmidae. Bases 177 to 1340 code for a protein of 387 amino acids. The record is from RefSeq and is a predicted model, not a curated record. Gene Ontology annotation, molecular function: GTPase activity; GTP binding. The transcript has 2 exons.